Dovyalis caffra is the source of this 363-nucleotide messenger RNA. Lineage: Eukaryota; Viridiplantae; Streptophyta; Magnoliopsida; Malpighiales; Salicaceae. The record is from the annotation of a GenBank genome assembly.
AUGUCGGAUUCAUUGCCAUCUGGCCCGCCGUCAGAUCCCAAACCCGCCACCUUUGCCACCAAUUCACCAGACGAAACAGUCACCACCUCCACCACAACAACCACCUCUACCCCAGAAGGUUCAUCUUCACCACCUGUUCAGAUCCCUCUCUCAUGGCCUCCCGAUUCUUCCCUCACUCUCGACUGGAUCCAAAACCUCAUUUCCGCCUUUGAUUGGUCUUCCAAAAACCUCCCCCCAUCUGAACUCCCUUCAGUCCUCCCUGUAUCCGUCUUUGACACUUUAGUCCUCACCGCCUCGAAAAUUCUUCACAAAGAGCCUAACUGUGUUAGAAUUGAUGAUUGUAAUGAAAAUUCAAAAGGGUAG